CAGACAGCUCACAGCUCAGUAUCAGUCUGGAGUUGAAAGGGUGUGUGUCAUACGGUGCUGUAUUGCGUAUAUUCUCAUAGAAAAGCUCGGGUUAUCGAUCAGAAUUCACAAAGAUGUCGUGUAAAAAUAACGGCCCGGGCUAUGCGACGCCACUUGCCGCCAUGUUGGGCCCCAGGGAGCGGCUCGUGUGGUUGCCUUGCAUCGCGACCUCCGCACAGCCUGACUACCUGGCGACCGUUGACGUGGACCCUGACAGCAGCACCUACUGCCAGGUGAUACACAGACUACACAUGCCACACACGGGCGACGAGCUGCACCACAUGGGAUGGAACACGUGUUCGUCCUGCCACGGCGACAAGACGUGUGUCAGGGACAAACUCGUCGUGCCGGCGUUGCGGUCUGGUCGCGUCUACAUCGUCGAUGUCAGCAACGAGACCAAGCCGACGAUGUUCAAGGUGCUGGAAGACGAUCUGAAGAAGCUGGACCUAUCGUAUCCCCACACCAGCCACUGCCUCCCCACGGGGGAAAUCAUGAUAUCCACCAUGGGGGACGGUGAGGGGAACGCUAAGGGGGCCUUUGCCACCUUCAACUCCAGGACCUUCGAGUCUACAGGCUUGUGGACCCAAGACAUGGUGCCUUUCGGGUACGAUUUUUGGUACCAGCCUGGUCACGACGUGCUCAUCUCCAGCGAGUGGGGCGCGCCCUCAGCUUUCUCCGGAGGCUUCAACCCCAGCGACGUCGCCGCUGGAAAGUUCGGCACACACCUGAACGUGUUCUCAUGGAGCAGCCGCAAGCUGCUGCAGCGUAUAGACCUGGGGCCUGAAGGAGUCAUGCCGCUCGAGAUCCGCUUCCUGCACGACCCCAACGCCACCGAAGGAUACGUAGGAUGCGCCCUCUACGCCAACGUCUUCAGGUUCUACCGGGAGGAGUCGGGGCAGUGGGCCGCCCACAAGGUGAUCAGCGUGCCGCCCAAGAAAGUCCAGGGAUGGGUCAUGGAGGACAUGCCCGGGGUGAUGACAGACAUCCUGGUAUCUCUGGACGACAAGUUCCUGUACUUCAGCAACUGGGUGCACGGCGACGUGCGGCAGUACGACAUCACCGACACCCGCAACCCCAAGCUCGUGGGGCAGCUGUUCCUGGGGGGCUCCAUAGUCAAGGGAGGUCAGUGUGGGGGUUACAUCGUUGGGGCGCCGCAGAUGCUGCAGCUCUCGCUGGACGGCACGCGCCUCUACGUCUCUACCUCCCUCUACUACGCCUGGGACUACCAGUUCUACCCAGAGACCAAGACGUUAGUGUUCUAUCUACCUGAGUACCAUUACUGA
This is a messenger RNA of Hyalella azteca, 1322 nucleotides long. RefSeq names its product methanethiol oxidase. Lineage: Eukaryota; Metazoa; Arthropoda; Malacostraca; Amphipoda; Hyalellidae. The record is from RefSeq and is a predicted model, not a curated record. Bases 114 to 1322 code for a protein of 402 amino acids. The transcript is spliced from 8 exons. Gene Ontology annotation, molecular function: selenium binding.